CGGCCGCGGCGGGAGCGCCGCCGUGUCCCCGGAGGGACGGCGGGGCCCGGGCGGUGACACCGGCGGUGACACCGGGCAGGGCCGGGCCGGGCACAGCCACCGCCGCGCUCCCCGCGCCGCCCGGGCCGGGCCGCCGCUCCCCCGGGCCGGGCGGGGUCACCUUCAUGGGCGGGCGGGAGCGCGCGGCGCUGCCCGGGGCCUGCUGAGGCGGCGGCGGGGGCGGAGCGCCGGGAGCGGGACCGGGGGCGAUGUUCGUGCAGGAGGAGAAGAUCUUUGCGGGGAAGGUGCUGAGGCUCCAUGUGUGCACCAUGGAGGGCGCCGAGUGGCUGGAGGAGGUGCCCGAGGACACCACGGUGGAGAAGCUCAAGGAGCGGUGCCUGAAGCACUGUGUUCCUGGCAGCUUGGAGGAUCCCAAAACUGUGACACAUCAUAAGCUGAUCCAUGCUACUUCUGAGAAGGUGCUGACAGACACAAAAACAGUGUUGGAAGAGAACAUUCAGGACAGAGACGUGUUGCUGCUGGUCAGGAAGCGUGCCCCAACGCUGCUCCCCAAGAUGGCAGAUGUGGUUGCAGAGGAGAAGAGGAAGCAGGAGCAGAAGGCUCCUGACAAGGAUGCCAUCCUCAAAGCCACUGCCAACCUGCCUGCCCGCAGCGUGGACCGCACCGUGACCCACCACAACAUGAGGGAUUUCCAGACAGAGCUCCGGAAGAUUUUAGUGUCUCUCAUAGAAGUUGCACAGAAAUUGCUAGCACUGAACCCUGAUGCAGUUGAACUAUUUAAGAAGGCAAAUGCCAUGCUGGAUGAGGAUGAGGAGGACAGGGUGGACGAGAUCGCGCUGCGCCAGCUCACUGAGAUGGGCUUCCCAGAGAGCAGAGCUGUCAAAGCCCUCCGGCUCAACCACAUGUCAGUGACCCAGGCCAUGGAGUGGUUGAUAGAACACGCUGAUGACCCUUCUGUGGAUGCUCCUCUGCCAGGUCAGGCUCCUGCAGAAGCCCCAGCUGAAGGUGCAGCCUCCUCUGCUGAGGCAGCUGCAGGUCCCAGCUCGGAGGAGGGCGGGGAAGAGGCCAAGGAUGAGCUGACGGAAAUCUUCAAGAAGAUCCGGAGGAAAAGAGAGUUUCGUCCAGACCCACGGGCUGUCAUUGCCCUGAUGGAGAUGGGAUUUGAUGAAAAGGAAGUGGUGGAUGCACUCAGAGUGAACAACAACCAGCAAAACGCAGCUUGUGAGUGGCUGCUGGGAGACAGAAAACCUUCUCCUGAGGACUUAGAUAAGGGCAUUGACACCAACAGCCCUCUCUUCCAAGCCAUCUUAGAAAACCCAGUGGUACAAUUAGGGCUCACCAACCCUAAAACUCUACUAGCCUUCGAGGAUAUGCUUGAAAACCCCUUGAACAGCACUCAGUGGAUGAACGAUCCUGAAACGGGGCCGGUGAUGUUACAGAUCUCCCGAAUCUUCCAGACACUGAAUCGCACGUAGAGGGAGCUGCCAGUGCACUGUGCCACUUCCCCCUGCCCCUCACUCCCCCUCCACCUCCACAGGAGGGUGCCUGGAUGGUUGGGAAGGGGUGGAUGGGAGGGAGGGAGGGAGGGAAGGGGGGAGAUCCUGGCUGGAAGGGGUCUCUCACACGAGAGCUUUCGUAGUUACGGCCAACAGGAGUGAGUUGCCUUGUGGAUUUAGUGUUAGUGGAAAAGGUUUGAGGAUUUGUUUAUGUUUUCAGGUAUUAGGUUUAAAAUAAAGUAUAUAUAUAAAAAAAAAAUAGGAAAAAGGUUUUGUGAAAACACUUAAGAAUCUGAUUGUUGGAAAGAAAUAUUGCUCGUUCAAAAGGCCUGUGACAGUUUUCUGGCCAGUUUUUCUAGGAUCUGGCUGGUGUUUACAAAAGGUCACUGACCACUAGCAUAGGUUAUUAAUCAUCUCCAUACAGUAUUAAUUUAUGGCUCUUAUCAAAUUGAAAAACUGCUUUUUAAAAAAAAAAAAAAAAGAAAUUGAUUCUUAGGAAAUGUUUUUUAAAAGCCCAAAUCUUGGGAAAGCAAGCACAUUUCUAUCCAAGCUUGUUUAUCUGGCAUUCUAAUUUAAGCAGAAUCAUUCAGAGAUGGAAUUCUAAUAAGUAGCAUUACUUUUUCCUAUUUAUUUGCUGCAUUAGUGUUGUUGCAGUCCCACUGGGGUUGUCCUUGCAGGAGGUUCUCUGUCAGGUACCAUAAAGGUGCAGGAUCUCUGUCACCACAGAAUUCACCACAUCAAGACUUGGAUUCCCAAGGGGCUGCAAUUCCUAAGCUCACACUCUGCCAUAUCCCAUUGCAAGGAGGGAUAUGUUCACAUAGUGGUUUUUUCCCCCAUUUUUAUGUGCACAGUUUUGGCAAGGGGCUUGUGGGAGUUUUAUUCUGUUUACAAAAAAAAAAAAAGCAGCUGAAUUGCAUGGGGGGGUUGCUGGUGUUCUGUAAAGCAGCAGAACCGCACAGGUUUUUAAUCUUGUUUAAGGUAUUUAAAGCAUGCUUGAAAUUGCUGUCUUUGAGUUAGAAGUGGGUUUUCUUUAUACUUAUUUUUACCAUGGUCAUACCAAGAAUGUCAGGCUGGGUCUUUCCUAUUUUGCCAGAAGAGUGAUUUGAGAUUUCAGAGAGGAUUUCUGAGCUAUUAAGAACAGAACUCACUGUGAAUAUCCAGCUGGUGUUUUUGACUGAGCUCUGCAGGUGUUACUUUUUUAGCAGUCUGCUAAAAAAAGGGGUUUAUUUUCAACUUAGUGAGAUGUGAUUGACAUCUGUCAUCAUCCCUGCCAUGCCUUGUGCUUCACAGCCCUGCAGAAAAGGCAGAAGAGGCAAAUCUUGCAGAGAAACCAGGAGGAGACCCUGUCCUUCAACAUCACAAAAGUGUUCUGUCAAACAGGGAGAUCCUGAGCAGCUCUGCAAGUCACCUCUGAGGUGUGGGAGGGAUUUGUGUGCAGUUGGAGUUUUUUUAAACAAAAAUGCAGCAAGAUGCAACCCGAAACCCUACAACAAGUUUUGGCCUGAACUUGGCAUCUGCUCUGUGCUGUUAUGCAGCUGAGGCACUGAAGUUGCCAAUUUCUCAUAAUUAAUAUGAAGGGUGGGGAAAUCAAAACCACCUGAGAUUUUAUCUUGUCUUACUAUCCCAGGAUUCUUUUAUUUUUUUUUUAUUUUGUAAUUUCUUAUUAAGCUUUACAGUUGAUGACUGCUGAAAUAUUUACUUCUACAUUUAGAAAUUCCAAACUUUAUAGAGAUGCUUCUUCUGUUCAAAUUGGACAGUAAAACCAUUUUUGUGGGCUCUUGCUAAGAAUAGACUGACAACAUGACAUGAAAUUAUAACCUUGUCCUGUAACUGAAGCCAGGAGCCUGAUCCUGCACCCCAGUGAGCUCAGCACAGCCACUCAUGAGUAGCUGUGUCUGAAUGUUGUGGUCUUAUGAAAGGUUUGGAUUAUUUAAUCCCUUUUUUUUUUGCUUACUCCUGAAGCUUUUUUCCUGUAAUAAUACCAGAAGACUCUUCUGCUUGAAGCUUUUAAUGUUAGAGAGAAAUGUCCUUCUCUGCAGUCAGGAUUCUGGUUAAUAUUCCUUUUAAUGAGUGUUUUUAGGAGGAAAAGUUGGGGAAAACCACCCUGUAGUUUGGUGGGAGGUUUUUUGGCUUCUGAAUGGAUAAGGAGAGGUUCAGAUUUAACAAAUGUAUCCUUUGGUGCAGCUGUGGCCCUUGAAGAAUGUAAAGGCUUGGGAAAUGCUGGGUUUGAUUUCAGGAGUCCAUGGUUGGACCGUGGAGCUCAGAGGGAUAAAAGUGCUCAGAGAACUGAACUGGUUAUAAAGUGUGGGGGAAACACCUGUAAAACAAAUUAUCCUCAUAUGGUACAAGGUGAGAAUGCCCAGGUUCAGCAGCAGCAGUUGGGAGACCGUGGAGAUAAAGGAAUUCUGCAUUUCAGGAUGCUGGGAGGCUUGAGAAGAUGUGGUUAUUUCUGGAAUUUGUUAUUCCAGAGCUCAACACUUCCACAGCUGAAGUGUUGUUUGGGAUGGCUUUAACAGAGAACAUGGCUUGUGAGAACUGAAGUUUGCAGUGGCCAAAAGCUGAAGGAGACCAGAAUUUAGGAGGUGUGGUGUUGGCAGCAAGGCACAGGAGUUGAUUUAAACCCACCAAAAACUCCCCUGAGGUUGAAGGAAUUGAUUAAGACAUCAGUGGUGCUGAUUCUUCAAUUACACCACAGGUUGUGUCCUGUCAUCCCAGGGGUGGGAUUGCUGCUUCAUCCCAGAAAAUGCAGAGGGGAGUUGAGUCCACUGUGCUUGGAGAGGCACAGAUUGGCCCAGUUUUUAGAAAACCUGCAAAAAUUGAGAUGUCACCGCUCUGGAGCCAUGGAGCACAAAGAACGUGUGUGGCUUUGCCUGGUGAGGAGCUGUCCUGUCCCUGGGUGCAGGAAUGGGGGAUCUGCUCCAAGGGGCAGUGAGAGAUCCCUGAACACAUGGGAUAGACUUUUCUUAAAUAAAACCAGCAGGUUUUGUGAGGAAGAACUGCUCCCAGCAGUGAGGAUUGACAGGCUUGGGUCCUGUGCUUGCACUUUGGGUGUUCAAGCUCAAACUAGCACAGACAUGUCAGAGUUAAUUUUCUCUUAACAUGGUCAAGGGAGUAUUUGGAAGCCUGUGAGGUGGAGCAGGAAAGGGACGGGGUGGUGGGUGACUAAUAAUGUGAUUCUUACAGUUCCUGCUCUUUGCCCCAUUGGUAGCCAGACAGCUUUGUACCUUUUGAUGUUGCAGGCCUCUUGCAAGUAGCCAGCUAUUUAUUGAAAUAUAUCUAACUUAAAAUUGUGUCAUCAAAACACUGAUCUUUUUAAUGGCAAUGUACUAUAUGGAAGUUUGUUCUCAGGGCUUCGUAUUUAUACUGUCUUUUUAGGGGGAAGCAUUUAAAGGGAUGUAUUUGGAAAAAAGGCCAGUGGCUACUUUACAGCUUGGACCUUGAUUGUCCUGACCUGUGAGCCCAAGCUAGUGUAACUCUCUUACUGAACCUCUCUCCCUGGUCCAGCCCAAAGAAUCUGCCAUUCCUCCUGUCCUGGUGAGCAGGGACAUGAGUCUUCCUUUAGGAUUGCUGCAUCCCUCCAUGGGAAUGGUCACACGGGAUGACCCCGCUGGGCUUUGCACCAUUUCAAGGACGUUUGUGUUCUCCAUGCAGCUGGAAAAUUGACUUGCACAGUUCCCAAAGCAGCCAUCAGGGCAUUCCUCCUCUGGGAAGGUGUGAGGUUCUCUCCUGCACGAGUUCCAACACUUCCAGCUCCUGGCUGCUUCUUGGCAGCCCCUGUCACAGACCUGACCCAAACCUUGACACCCACCCCCCCUCUUUGCUUCCUCCUCUCCCGGAACCAAACUCGCAUUUCAGAGAUUGAUUUUCAUAUCUGAGCAACUUUUUAGUGGUUAUUGAAAUCCUUUUUAGUUAGGACUGUUACAAUUACUUUUUUUAGGCGUUCACACCAAAAUAAGCAUCGCACCAAACGAAUGUAUAGCGACACUGUCAGCAAACAUUGCCUGUGGGAGAGGCACAGGUGACUGUCAUCUCUGCUCCAGUGGCAGUUUUCCCAAAGGCUUGUGCACAGGAUAGCUGGUGUUUCAUCCAAAGUAACCACCCUGGUUUUCUACUUGUGAUAAUAAAUACCAUUUUCUAUUACCCAACAGAACAGCAGCGCUUCUGGCUGGUGUUUCCAUCCAAAUGAGAGUCCUGGAGCUUUGGGGCUGGAGAUCCUGCCUGGAUCCCCCUCUCUGGGCCAGCUCCUCCUCAGGAUUUGUGCUGGCUGUGGCAGGGUAGUGGGGGGCAAUCCCACCUCCCUGCACAGGGUGUUACAUCCAUGUGAAUGUUCCCAUGGUGGUUCUCACCUCCAUCCCCACAUCCAGGUGUAGCAAAAGGGUUUUUUAAGGACCUCUUGCCCUAGAUUUGAAGAUCUUCAAUGCAGAUCCUGUUUGCAGCAUGUGAACUUCAGUAAAUGUAAAUGCAUUAAAUUCUUACUGAAUUUGGGUAUAGUUUUAUAUCGUGCUCUGGGGAGAGGGAGGAAAUUGGAUCACGUUUUAAACGAAGCCCCACAAACCCAAGUGUCUCUGUUGCAGCAGGUAACAGAGGCCUGUAGAGAUUUUUAAUUUGCAUAUUUUUAUCAUGGCUUAAUGAACUGUACACGAAUGUGAUUUGCUACCCAGCACUUCCCACGAGGCAGAACCACUAAAAUUACAUUGCAAGGUACUGACUUCACACUUUUUCAUUUCACCUGUGUAUACAACAAUUAGGUACCACGUAGGAUAACUUUGAUCUGGCUCUGAUGCCGGUGUGUGGCAUGCACAGCUCUUCCUAAGGUGUAACAUUACUUUUCUGAAGCUUAAACUAGGGCAGACAUCCCUGAGCCUGUGGAAUUUGGGAUUCAUUCUGGCCACGCUCGCGUGGGUCGCUGACCUCUCCCUGAGCAGGAAAACCAGCAGGAUUUGCUCCCUGCAGAAAUCCUCCAGGCCAAAAGCAAGGAAUGCUGCUAAUUUGUGAUCAUUUUAAGCAGUUGCUGUUGUGUUCUGAAAUAUAUUCCUGGAAGUCAGGGAGGUGUUGGCAAAGCCAGACCUGUUCAGGCUGGAAUUGUUUUGUGUGGAGAUGGGGAAAACCCAUGGCCGGGGCUGGAAUGAAUGCUGAGGCUUUAAACCUGCUCACACAUAACCCCAGACACUGAUGUUGUGUGUGCUGUACAUUUAUAAUAUAUCUUCAAAAUAAAGUUUUUUGAUUUAUUACAA
Messenger RNA from Parus major (Great Tit), 6730 nucleotides. It is a transcript of the gene UBAC1, whose product is annotated as UBA domain containing 1. The record is from RefSeq and is a predicted model, not a curated record. The transcript has 10 exons. Gene Ontology annotation, molecular function: protein binding. The coding region runs from base 249 to 1475 and encodes 408 amino acids. Lineage: Eukaryota; Metazoa; Chordata; Aves; Passeriformes; Paridae.